Molecule: messenger RNA, 2359 nt
Organism: Bombus impatiens (common eastern bumble bee)
Lineage: Eukaryota; Metazoa; Arthropoda; Insecta; Hymenoptera; Apidae
Product: cilia- and flagella-associated protein 206
Exons: 13
Coding region: 169-2013 (614 amino acids)
Biological process (GO): regulation of cilium beat frequency
Cellular component (GO): axoneme; ciliary basal body
Source: RefSeq, a predicted model, not a curated record
AAGAAAGACAUUUCUUUUUAUAGAUAAAAUAAUAAUCGUGCACUAAGCUUUGAAUGUAAAAGGUCGUGUUUGGGAUAUCGAUCAAACUUUAGAAAGCAAACCAAUACAGUCGGUCGACGACAACUUAAAAUAUUAAUUCAUAAGAUCAGUUGUAUUUAGAUUUUAAUCAUGGAAAAUUUGCGAAGGGAAUUAAUAAGUAGUAUAAUGAUCGCGUGUCAAGAACGCGAGGUAGACGUGACUGAAGAUUUUAUUUCCUUUUUGCUCACUUUGUUUCAAUUAAAUCCUAUAUAUGAAAUUAAGGUAGACGACGAAGAAAAUAAUGAAAAAAUUAUUCAAGCGAUAGUUGAAAAAAUAUGCGAUCAAGAAAGACCGAGUUUAACGAUAUUAAAAAGUCAAUUAUAUUUUGCGAAGCACUAUCACGAUAGAGACGAGACUGUUAAGCGCCAUAGGUUGCGAUUACAUCAAAAAACUGGACCAUUAGUGGCGGAAAUUUGUCAGACAGAGAAACUUGCGAAUAAACAGGAGUCAGAAAAGUUGUACCAUAAGAUGUUGGUGGUUAUUACUUUCUUAAGUGGUCUUGGAAAUCCUACUGUAUCUUCUGUGCUCAAGGAAGUAUCGGUGGCACUGCAAAGCGUUUUUCAACCUUCGGAAUUAGAACAAUAUGUAAAGAUGUCUAAACGUGAGAAGGAAGAACAGCUAAUGGAAUUAAUGUGCAUAGUUGCAGGAAUACGUUUAUUUAAUAGAGAUAACCAACGCGGAGGCGAAGGCAUCGACGAUUUGCCAGCUAUUUUGCAAAAAGCUACUAAAAAAACGCGCGACUGUAUCAUGGAAUUUUUGGAACGUCUAAUGACAAAAAUAUAUAAAUUUACUGCAGCCAUCGAAAAAAUAUGUCUCAUUAGAAAAUUAAUACCACUUGGCGUUUAUACAAUUGAGAAUGUAAACUGGGCAACCGAAAUGUUAACUGCAUGUCGGCAACAAGAAAUUUACGUCAGGAAACUGUUAAGCGAUGUAGAGCGAAGCGAAAAAGAGAUACAAAAUUAUAUGGAACGUCUCCAAGGACGUCUGUUUAAGCUUCACGAUACCGUGAGAUAUAGGACUGCUAUUCCUACUGUUCAAGUAUAUCCACAAUUUAUCGACUUAGCAGAUAUAUGGAUGGGACUUCAAGAUGAGGUGAUUAUAUUAAGUGGCAUAAAUAACUUUUUCUGGGAACUUCAAACUCUGAGUGCAAAGACCGUGAAUGCAUACAACGAGCCGCUAUUGACCGAUAUGCUGUCUAACGAAGAAGUCCUCACAGAUGCUGAAAGACUAGAGCAAUCAAUGGGUGAACCAAUAAGGGAAUGCGGCGAGUGCACUAUCUAUCACCCUAAUGAAACUAAGGAUUUUGAAAAUAUAAAUUUAGAGUUUCUAGGAUUUUGCGCGUGGAAGUUCGUUAGUGAACACGGAGCAUUGAUCCCGGGAAAUCCGAAUAACGGUAUUGUUAAAUGGAGAGGAAAAUAUUACGUAUUUUGCUCGAUUUUAGCAGCCCAACAAUUCGGACAAGAUCCUGAUAGGUACAUUUAUGAGGCUCUUGAUUACAUACGCAAUCACGUUGAAUAUGUGUAUUUGUUUCAAGUACACGAUGAUGUUCGAGCUCUACAAACACAAGAAGUGUUGUCGGAAGAAGGACCUCAAUUAAAAACUUGUCAACAUCAAAUGGUUCAAACAGAUUUGCAUAUACUUCCACCUUCCAUUGACAAAAAUUAUUCUUCGAAUCUUUGGGAACUAAGAAACAGAGCAUUGCACUUAGCAACUAUAAGCCGAUGCACAACACGCAGUACGCAAACAUAUAAAUCCAACUUCCGAUACGGUAUUUACGUACAAGUAGCUCCGCCCCGAAAUAAAGAAGUUCAAACGAGGAGAGAUAAUUAUAUGAACACAAAGAAACUCUUAACUUAUAUCUUUGGCUUGCGGGGGAGGCGCGAUGAUAAUCAACACGUACUAUCUUUCUUAGAAGACGAACUCGAACAUUUAUAGAUAUGUAUUCAAUUUUACAUUAGUUUAAAGGACGAAUUGGAUAGGAUUGUUCGAGGACAUCUACGAUAGAAUGAAGCUACAAAGGGCACUCUAAAAAAAAAUGAAAGCAAUAUCUUUUAAUGAUGUUUUCAAAUACAUUCACGAAAUAUCAGGGCAUAACCUGUACUUUUCUUCAUUUAAAAAACAAACUGAUAUUAUAACUUGUUAUUCUGUGUACACGUUCAUCUUUAUCUUCACUGUAGUGUUUUCAUUAUCAAUUGUUUGCAAUGAUUUCUUUGUGGCUUCCAUUAAUUUAGGCCAGCAUUCAUUAAUUUAUAUUCAAAAUACACAAAUUUUUCCAUACAAC